AUGACGGGCGCUCCGCCAUACAACGCCCAGUCCCCGACUCAGCAGCAUCGGUUCCCUUCCUAUGAGUCCCCGAAUAAGAACCGCCCGUACUAUCCCAAUAAUGAGCAACCGCCUGCGCAACCGCAGCAACAGCAGCAAGCCUACCCACCACAGACACCCCCGGCCUUCGGUCCUCCCUCCGUGGCGCGCAGUCCUCGCUUUCCGCACGCGUCUUCGCCAAUGCCUGCAUCGAUCCCUCCGUCCUUGAACGGCGCGGCGGCGCCACCUCACCAGCCCCUUGGAGAGACAUCGCAGUACCAGGGUCAUCCCGCAGCUGGUACUCCUCAACUUGCGCUGCCGCGUCCCUUCUCUAGCUCUGUGCACCCAGGCAACGGCACUUCCCCCUAUGGUCCCUCGACACCACACGGCCACCCAACCAGCCGCCCAGAUGGCCAUUCACAGUCUCCCACCAGGGAAACCGAGUCGCCAUACCAUGUCAGAGGUAAUGGCGCUGGAUACGGUCCGAUGCAUCGGGAGUCUAGGCCAGCAUCCCCGCCUCGGGAAUCUAAGCCUGCCCGAGCUGCAGAUCCCAUGUCCUUCGCUAGCAUUCUAUCCGGACCAUCGGAUGAACACCCUGCAAAAAAGACGUCUCCUCCGCCUUCAUCGAUGGCAACGCCUUCGGCACACACACCUUCGCACUUUGAUCAACGGCGAGAACCAGGGCCAAUCCCGGGAACCUUCUAUCCCAAGUCGGAGAAAGGUCCGAGCAUGGAUAAUCAUCAUUUGGGACCUUCCAAGGGCCCAUUCGCUCCCAAUGGGAUUUUACGGCCCGGAUCGGACCAGUCGGCUACCAUCCCUCGUCCACCAGUGCGAAAACCUCUACCGCCUGGCGUUGAUGCUGAGCAAGUGAAUCGGGCUAUGGUAGAGAUUGACAAUGCCGAGAAGAGUGACGUUGAAGGUCCCGGCUUCGAGGGAGAGCUCAAUCGUUACCAGGAGAAAGCCAGCAAGCGCUCUAUUGAGAGCAGCCACGCUGAACAAGCGCGGCGAAAGCGACGUCGCAACGCCUUCCUGCUCGAUCUCGCUCGAUCGUUCGAAAAGCAGGCCAUUAUUGGAACAGAGCGAUUCCGCUCGCUCAACGAAGGCUCUGUCAUCGCUGAAGUUCAGCAGAAAGAAAUCCAGGACGAGAAGGAACGUAAGAAGGACAUGCAGCGAAAGCGUCGCCGUGAAAAUACCGUGCGUCUGGAAAUGCAGAAGAAAAUGGAGGCCGAGCGCAAGGCUGGCCAGACUGAGGACUCAGUGGAAAGGGAGAAGUUCCUCCGCGAAGCCGAACGGGCUCACAAGAAAAUCAAGUCCACCAAACGUGCUUUGGAAGGUGGAAUUGCCCAGGAGGAGCUCGGCGAGGUCACUCCGUUGCCUCCUAACUACGAAGGUGGCACCACUAGCUCAUUCCAUAUUGGCCGCUCAUCUCCUUCGCGCCGCAAAUCUGGACGUGGCGGUCCUGUUACCCGACCCAAGAAGUCCAGGGAACAAAAGCAGGCCGAGAAGGAUGCCGCUGAAGCGGCUUGGAACGCCGGAUUUGAUGACGAGUAUUAUACACCUCUCGACGCCCGCUAUUCCAAGGAGGGCACCCCCGUUCCAUUGCACUACGAUAGCAAGGGCUACAACCAGAUCUACGAGCAAAUAUGGCGUGACAUUGCUCGCAAGGACAUCCCCAAGGUCUAUCGCAUCAAGACCACGUCGCUUUCCACCCGUCAAGAGAACUUGCGCAAGACAGCCCAGUUAGCCAGCAAGCAGUCUCGCAAGUGGCAGGAGCGGACCAACAAGAGCACUAAGGAUACACAAGCCCGUGCCAAACGUACCAUGCGUGAGAUGAUGUCCUUCUGGAAGCGCAACGAGCGCGAGGAGCGUGACUUGCGCCGCUUGGCAGAAAAGCAGGAACUCGAGUCGGCGAAGAAGGCUGAAGCAGAGCGCGAAUCAAACCGACAGAAGCGCAAGCUCAAUUUCCUUAUCUCCCAGACUGAGCUGUACUCUCACUUCAUCGGUCGGAAGGUCAAGACUGCUGAAGCUGAAGCUGGAGAUGGUGUCACGGCCGCCGCCGGGGGUGAAGCCCACCACCCUAAUAUUCCCAAUGCCGACCCUAAUAUCAAGCCCACAAACUUCGAGGAUCUCGACUUCGAUGCAGAUGAUGAGACUGCCCUACAGCAGGCUGCUAUGGCAAAUGCACAGAACGCUGUGCAGCAAGCGCAGGACCGUGCCCGUGCCUUUAACCAGGAGCAGGGUGGAGACAAUAUGGCAGCCUUUGAUGAAGGCGAGAUGAACUUCCAGAAUCCAACCAGUCUCGGAGACAUUGAAAUCUCCCAGCCGACUAUGUUGACUGCAAAAUUGAAGGAAUAUCAGCUGAAGGGUCUCAACUGGCUUGUCAACCUAUACGAGCAGGGCAUUAACGGAAUCUUGGCAGACGAGAUGGGUCUUGGUAAGACCAUCCAGUCUAUUUCCGUCAUGGCAUACCUGGCCGAGUUCCACAACAUCUGGGGUCCGUUCUUAGUCAUCGCACCUGCGUCAACUCUGCACAAUUGGCAGCAGGAGAUUGCCAAAUUUGUUCCAGAUAUCAAGGUUCUGCCUUACUGGGGCAAUGCAAAGGAUCGUAAGAUUCUCCGCAAGUUCUGGGAUCGCAAACACAUCACCUACAAUCGCGACUCCGAGUUCCACGUGCUCGUGACCUCAUACCAGCUAGUUGUGCUUGAUGCGCAAUACUUCCAGAAGGUCAAGUGGCAGUAUAUGAUUCUUGACGAGGCGCAAGCUAUCAAGUCAUCUCAGAGUUCUCGAUGGAAGAACUUGUUGAAUUUCUCCUGUCGUAACCGGCUGCUGUUGACAGGUACUCCUAUUCAAAACAACAUGCAAGAGCUUUGGGCCCUGUUGCAUUUCAUCAUGCCCACAUUGUUCGAUUCUCACGACGAGUUCAGCGAAUGGUUCUCAAAGGACAUUGAGUCCCAUGCUCAGAGUAACACGAAGCUCAACGAAGAUCAGCUCAAGCGUCUCCAUAUGAUCUUGAAGCCCUUCAUGCUUCGUCGUGUGAAAAAGAAUGUGCAGCAGGAACUUGGCGAUAAGGUUGAGAAGGAUCUCUUCUGUGACCUGACAUAUCGCCAGCGUGCCAUCUACGCCAACCUUCGGAACCGUGUCAGCAUUAUUGAUAUCCUUGAAAAGGCGGCCGUGGGUGAUGAUAGCGAUACCACAACUUUGAUGAACUUGGUAAUGCAGUUCCGUAAGGUCUGUAACCAUCCCGAUCUUUUUGAGCGUGCAGAGACCAAAUCUCCGUUCUCCGCUGCAAGCUUUGCCGAAUGUGCCUCGUUUGUUCGUGAAGGCUACUUUGUCGACGUCCGUUAUUCGACCAAGAACCUCAUUGAAUAUGAAUUGCCGCGUCUUCUCUGCAGCUCGGCAGCUCGCGUCGACAUGCCCGGCCCCGAUAACGACCGUGCCGGUUUCCGGAACAAGUACCUUUCACACAUGAUGAAUAUCUGGACGCCAGAAAAUAUUCAGCAAAGUGCUCGCGAGAACGGUGCCUUUUCAUUUUUGCGAUUUGUCGAUACGUCUGCUGGAGAAGCCAGUGAACUGUCCCGCCUUGGACCUUAUGAGCGUGCCGCUCGGAAGAGAGGCCAGUCAAACCGCCUUUCUGCCCUCAAUGUCACCUACGAUGAUGAGAACACGGAUGCAAAUUCAAUUUUGGCGCAUUCCAUGCUCAACAUCGUGGACCGCAAUGAUCGGCAGGCUCUUCGCGAUAUCACCACCGAGGGCCGUAUGCGUAACUUGAUGAAUGUCUCUCGCUCGGCAUUCGAGGAUCAAGGUCUCAAUCUCAUCGAGCCUUGCUCUGUAAACGCUGCCUCGGCGCCACCAAUCACGCUCUCCUGCUCUGGUCAAGAGGCAGGUCGGGAAGCUCAGAGGACCAUGUUCAACCCAAGCUUGCGCCAGGCACUCUAUAACAUUACAUCUAGGCAGCUCGAAGAACAGAUUCUCACGAAAAAGCUCGAUCCCGCGCCUUACUCUAAACCGCCGAUGCUCCCGGCGCCUAUCUCUCAGAAAGCCCGCUAUACCAAUAUCGAAGUCCCUUCUAUGCGACGCUUCGUCACAGAUUCAGGAAAAUUGGCCAAGCUGGACCAGCUGCUUCGAGAGCUCAAGCCCGGUGGACAUCGUGUCCUAUUAUAUUUCCAGAUGACACGUAUGAUCGACUUGAUGGAAGAGUACCUCACGUACCGAAAUUACAAGUACUGCCGAUUGGACGGAAGUACCAAGCUCGAGGAUCGUCGCGACACUGUGGCAGACUUCCAAUCGAAUCCUGAAAUCUUCGUGUUCCUGCUCUCCACUCGUGCUGGUGGUCUCGGUAUCAACUUGACAGCUGCAGACACUGUCAUCUUCUACGAUUCUGAUUGGAACCCUACCAUCGAUUCCCAGGCCAUGGAUCGUGCACAUCGUCUUGGUCAGACCAGACAAGUCACCGUCUACCGGCUCAUCACCCGGGGUACAAUCGAAGAGCGAAUUCGGAAGCGCGCCCUACAGAAGGAAGAGGUGCAGCGCGUCGUCAUCACUGGUGGUGCCGCUGGCGGCGUCGACUUCAACACCCGUGCCCGCGAAAACCGCACCAAGGACAUUGCUAUGUGGCUUGCCGACGACGACGAAGCCGCGUUGCUCGAGAAGAAGGAGAAAGAGGCGCUCGAGCGCGGCGAGACUCUCGGAGCUCCCAAGGGCGGUAAGAAGGCUGCUCAAAAGCGAAAGCGGGAUCUCACUUUGGACGACAUGUACCACGAAGGCGAGGGCAACUUUGACGACCAAAGUGCCAAGCAGUCAGGCGCCGCAACACCGCUAUCCGAGAAUGUGGACACCCCACCAGCGCCCGCCGCCAAACGAGGCCGAGGCCGCGGUCCAGGCAAAGGCACCUCCAAGCGCGCAAAGACCACCAAGGAGCGUCUGCGCCUCAUUGACGGUGACGGCGGGUUAGAUUAA
Molecule: messenger RNA, 4974 nt
Organism: Penicillium maclennaniae
Lineage: Eukaryota; Fungi; Ascomycota; Eurotiomycetes; Eurotiales; Aspergillaceae
Gene: ino80
Product: chromatin-remodeling ATPase INO80
Exons: 3
Coding region: 1-4974 (1657 amino acids)
Biological process (GO): DNA-templated transcription; DNA repair; chromatin remodeling
Cellular component (GO): Ino80 complex; nucleus
Molecular function (GO): ATP-dependent chromatin remodeler activity; histone binding; ATP binding
Source: RefSeq, a predicted model, not a curated record